This is a messenger RNA of Python bivittatus (Burmese python), 2657 nucleotides long. The record is from RefSeq and is a predicted model, not a curated record. Lineage: Eukaryota; Metazoa; Chordata; Lepidosauria; Squamata; Pythonidae.
AUGGAGUCGCUUUGGAGACUGAAGCGGUUCGAUGCCUUUCCCAAGACGCUGGAAGAUUUUCGGGUCAAGACGUGUGGCGGCGCGCUCGUGACUGUAGUUAGUGGACUCAUCAUGUUCUUCCUGUUCUUCUCAGAGCUCCAGUACUAUCUCACAAAGGAGGUAAACCCAGAAUUAUAUGUUGACAAAUCAAGGGGAGAUAAGCUGCGGAUAAAUAUAGACAUUGUUUUUCCACAUAUGCCAUGUGCUUAUUUGAGCAUUGAUGCAAUGGAUGUGGCUGGAGAGCAACAGCUAGAUGUUGAACACAAUCUCUUCAAACAGCGCUUGGAUAAAGAUGGCAAGCAUGUGACUCCAGAAGCAGAAAGACAUGAGUUAGGAAAAGAAGAGGAGACAGUCUUUGAUCCAAAUUCGUUAGAUCCUGAUCGCUGUGAAAGCUGCUAUGGAGCAGAAUCUGAGGAUAUCAAGUGCUGCAAUAGUUGUGAUGAUGUGAGGGAAGCAUAUAGGCGGCGAGGGUGGGCCUUCAAGAAUCCAGAUACUAUUGAGCAAUGCAAGAGAGAAGGAUUUAGCCAGAAAAUGCAGGAGCAAAAAAAUGAGGGGUGCAAAGUGUAUGGAUUUUUAGAGGUCAACAAAGUAGCUGGCAAUUUUCACUUUGCACCAGGAAAAAGCUUUCAACAGUCUCAUGUUCAUGUUCAUGAUCUUCAGAGCUUUGGACUUGACAAUAUGAACAUGACACAUUUUAUCAGGCAUCUUUCAUUUGGGAAGGAUUAUCCAGGCCUUGUGAACCCACUUGAUGGGACAGUUGUCGCAGCUCAGCAAGCUUCCAUGAUGUUCCAGUAUUUUGUAAAAGUAGUCCCCACAGUGUACAUGAAAGUUGAUGGUGAGGUGGUGAGGACAAAUCAAUUUUCAGUAACACGGCAUGAGAAAAUAGCUAAUGGACUAAUUGGAGAUCAAGGCCUACCUGGUGUGUUUGUACUGUAUGAGCUUUCUCCCAUGAUGGUGAAAUUAACAGAGAAGCACAGGUCCUUUACACAUUUUCUCACAGGUGUCUGUGCCAUCAUUGGAGGAGUGUUUACAGUUGCAGGACUCAUUGACUCUUUGAUCUAUCAUUCAGCUCGAGCCAUUCAGAAGAAAAUCGAACUUGGAAAAACUACAUAGAUUAGUAGCUAUAAUACUUCCUAAAAGACUUGAAGAAAUUAAAAACAAUCCUAGCAGAAAUGUCCAAUCUGAACGUGCCAAGCAAAGAUAACUGGAACUUUGAGGAGAGACUGAUGUUCCAGUCUUGGGACAAGUAAAACAGGGAUUAAAUUUAAACAUCAAUGUUUGUGGCUGUUAAAACAUUUCUGUUUCAAUAUUCAUCUUAAUGUGUUGGCAUAUAUUUCCGUUUCUAGAUUCCAAAAGAAAGAGCAGCAGCAUCCAGAAUAUAGACCACAAGACCUUCUACAUGUCUAAAACUAGUUAUUUCUAAUUUAAUUUGUAUUUAGUGAUACUGUAAAAUGUGUGGUUGGAAUAAAUUCUCAGGAAAAAGUUUUACUAAAGUGAUCUGAUAAUUUGCUUUUUUAAAGCUUGCUUAUCAAGCAUCAAGAGUUGUUUUAUCCAAAAAUAUUGCUUCUAGCAGCCUUCCAUAACCCAGUUUUUCCUCUCUUCAGCACCUAACAGUAAUUCUAACCACUGUCUGCACUAGGUGAUCAUGAUCUUCAUCUUUGGCUAUUAAUUUUCUAAAGUUGAUUAGAAUCUCUUGAAAUACAGUGUGAAAUUACUGGUUCCUGUCUCAGACCUCUUUUCCCAAUGCCUCAUAUAUUUAUUAGCAGUAUCUCACUCUUCGCCUCACUGUCCGGCUAAUUGAAGCAUCCUAUUCAUUAAUCAUUAUGAUGAUUGAUCAGGUAAGGAAAUUAUAUCACUUGUGGUUGUGAUAAUGAUGACCUGUUGAAUUUAUGCCUACUCUAGGUGAAAGGUUUUGGAACCUAAUGUACAAAUAGUUUCAUACUGGCUUUCACUCCAUCUUUGUAGUAUAUAUCAACUGUACCACUAUGGCACUUUACUCUUCAUAUUAACUUAAUGUCAGUACCCAUGUAACUGAAUUUUUAAUGUUUUAAUAAUUAAUUCAUUUAUAUGUUGUCUUUUUGAGUUUAGAGAGCAGCAGUGGCUAAAGUACAACAACUUGGGGUUGAUAAUCUUGUGGCUAGGAACUACAUGUGAUGUUUGGUGAAAUGUUGAGAGUCAUAAUGGGUUGAGGAACAAUGCAAAUUGAACAGGACCAACUGGUCAAGAUUUUCCAGGGUUUGGGAAUUAGGCUGAAUUUAGGGGUGGGGGGAGUUUUCUGCUUAAAAGCUCAUCAGAGCAGUUGCGAAGGUUCCAGGGGCCAAUGAAGUAGGGUUGGGCGCCAAUCUGACCCUCUACUUAUUUACUCCUGCUCUAAUUGAAGCAGCAUAAAAGCAUUUAGAUUCUAGUUUUUCCCCCCCAGUACAAUAAAUUUAUCCUGCAUUCCAGUUUUUCUUCACAGAGAAAAAGUUUAUCCUGCAAUAAAUCUAAUCAUGGGAAUGGUCAUGCCAACAAAAAGUGAGCUACUGUCAUAGAAGGCUGUGUUAUGAACCAAAUCAUUGGCUAUUUGGCUUACCAUUGUUUAAAUAAAGUUUUAAAUGAAAAAAAAAUCAAAGAAACAA